Apus apus (common swift) is the source of this 7815-nucleotide messenger RNA. RefSeq names its product ribosomal protein S6 kinase A6 (gene RPS6KA6). Gene Ontology annotation, molecular function: ATP binding; ribosomal protein S6 kinase activity; magnesium ion binding. The coding region runs from base 168 to 2408 and encodes 746 amino acids. Gene Ontology annotation, biological process: protein phosphorylation. Lineage: Eukaryota; Metazoa; Chordata; Aves; Apodiformes; Apodidae. The transcript has 22 exons. The record is from RefSeq and is a predicted model, not a curated record.
UGUGCGCGGGGCAGCGCAGCGCGGAGCCGCCCCCGCCGCCCGGCAGCCUCAGCCCCGCUCCAUGGGCAGCCGGACGGCACCGGCCGCCCGCCGCCUCUGAGCCCGCCCGCCCGCCCGCCCGUCCGGGGAAUGCGCAGCGGCUGCCCGGCUAAAAGGAGAGCCGGGACAUGGUGCCGUUCGCUCCGCUGGAGGACGCGGAGGAGCCGGAGCCCUGCCACAAAAUGGAGCUGUACGUGAGCGGCGGCGAGCUAAAUGGCCUUAAAAUGGCAGAUGAGCCUAUGGAAGAAGGUGAACCAUAUUCCUACCAUGAUGAAGGAAGUGUGAAAGAAAUUCCUAUUACACACCAUGUGAAAGAAGGAUGUGAGAAAGCAGAUCCAGCACAGUUUGAACUACUUAAAGUUCUUGGACAGGGGUCGUUUGGAAAGGUCUUCCUUGUACGGAAAAUAAUUGGUCCUGAUGCUGGGCAACUUUAUGCAAUGAAAGUAUUGAAAAAAGCUUCUUUAAAAGUUCGGGAUAGAGUUCGUACAAAAAUGGAGAGAGAUAUAUUAGUAGAAGUAAAUCAUCCAUUUAUCGUCAAACUGCACUAUGCCUUUCAGACUGAAGGGAAGCUAUAUUUAAUAUUGGAUUUUCUCAGGGGAGGAGAUGUAUUCACGCGAUUAUCCAAAGAGGUUAUGUUUACAGAGGAAGAUGUGAAAUUCUACCUCGCAGAACUGGCCCUUGCUUUGGAUCACCUUCACAGCUUGGGAAUUGUAUACAGGGACCUGAAGCCAGAAAACAUUUUGCUUGAUGAAGCAGGACAUAUCAAGUUAACAGACUUUGGACUCAGCAAAGAAUCAGUAGACCAAGAGAAGAAGGCCUAUUCUUUCUGUGGUACUGUAGAAUACAUGGCACCUGAAGUGGUAAACAGGCGAGGGCACAACCAGAGUGCUGACUGGUGGUCCUUUGGUGUUCUCAUGUUUGAAAUGCUUACUGGUACACUGCCAUUUCAAGGUAAAGAUCGAAAUGAAACUAUGAAUAUGAUACUGAAAGCAAAACUUGGAAUGCCUCAGUUCCUCAGCCCUGAAGCACAAAGCCUUCUGAGGAUGUUGUUUAAAAGGAACCCAUCAAACAGAUUAGGAGCUGGUUCAGAUGGAGUUGAAGAAAUCAAGAGACAUCCUUUUUUUUCUACUGUUGACUGGAAUAAACUGUUCAGAAGAGAAAUUCAACCCCCAUUUAAACCUGCUUCUGGAAAGCCUGAAGAUACCUUUUGUUUUGAUCCAGAAUUCACAGCGAAAACACCAAAAGAUUCUCCAGGAGUCCCACCGAGUGCCAAUGCUCAUCAGCUCUUCAAAGGAUUUAGUUUUGUUGCAACUACUACUGUAGAAGAUCAUAAAAUAUCACCACUCACCAACAUACUGCCAAUAGUACAGCAACUUCAUGGCAACAGUGCACAGUUUACUGAUGUCUAUGAACUGAAGGAAGAUAUUGGUGUUGGUUCCUACUCUGUCUGCAAGAGAUGUAUCCACGUAGCAACAAACAUGGAGUUUGCUGUGAAGAUAAUUGAUAAAAGUAAGAGGGAUCCCUCGGAAGAAAUUGAGAUUCUCAUGCGUUAUGGACAACAUCCAAAUAUUAUUACUUUAAAGGAUGUGUACGAUGAUGGUAGAUUCAUAUACCUUGUCACUGAGCUGAUGAAAGGAGGAGAGCUGCUUGAUCGCAUUCUCCGCCAGAAGUUCUUCUCGGAGCGCGAGGCCAGCGCAGUGCUGUACACCAUAGCCAAGACUGUCGACUACCUGCACUGCCAAGGGGUAGUGCAUCGUGACCUUAAACCUAGUAACAUUUUGUAUACGGAUGAUUCAAAUAAUGCUGAUUCUAUCAGGAUUUGUGACUUUGGAUUUGCAAAACAACUUCGAGGAGAAAAUGGACUACUUCUAACUCCCUGCUACACUGCAAACUUUGUUGCACCAGAGGUUCUCAUGAGGCAGGGAUAUGAUGCUGCUUGUGACAUAUGGAGCUUGGGUGUUCUUCUUUACACAAUGUUGGCAGGCUAUACUCCAUUUGCCAAUGGUCCUAAUGAUACUCCAGAGGAGAUCCUGGUACGGAUAGGCAGUGGAAAGUUCUCUCUAAGUGGAGGCAACUGGGACACAGUUUCAGAUGCAGCAAAGGACUUGUUGUCACACAUGCUUCACGUAGAUCCACAUCAGCGAUAUACAGCAGAGCAAGUGUUAAAACAUUCCUGGAUAGCCUGUAGGGACCAGUUGCCACAUUAUCAACUAAACAGGCAAGAUGCACCACAUCUAGUAAAGGGAGCCAUGGCUGCUACAUAUUCUGCACUGAACCACAAGACAUUUCAGCCAGUGUUGGAGCCUGUUGCAGCCUCAAGUUUAGCUCAGCGCCGGAGCAUGAAAAAGCUCACGUCAACAGACUUGUAGAUCCACUGGGACACCUCAGCAAACACAAGGGGAGAACCCAAAAGGUGGCUCUAUUUUUGCCUGACCUGUGAUCAAAAGGCAUCUAUGGUUUCCUGCUACACUACUUGAAUUCUGUAAAAGUCCUUUUUUUAAAAAGAAGAAAAAAAAAAAAGAAGAAUCCACAGGUUCAUACUCGGUUGUUUUACAGACCAUAUCUGUUCAAUUAAUUUAAACAUCAGGUACAACAUCAUGAAUUUCUUCACACUGUCCUUCUAAGAGAUCUGUUGCAAAUAUUAUUUCACAUUCUGUAUAGUUUUGCUGGGUUCAUUUUAAAAACAAAAUGGUUGAGGGGACCAUUGCCAAUGACCAAGUUGUACGUAAAGUGUCAGUGUGUGCUUUUUCUUUUCUUCUCACCUUUAGACCCUGUUGUGAAGGACAAGUUCUUAAUUUAGUAAUUGGGCACUUAAGUUAUUCAACUUUUUUCUUCACACCUUUAGACCCUGUUGUGAAGGAUGAGUUCUUAAUUUAGUCAUUGGGCACUUAAUUCAACUUGUUCGUAACUGUUAUGAAAAGCUGACUGAUGUAUUGUGCCAGUGUUAAUUUGGAAGGUCUGUAUUUGCAUGGUGCCAGUAUCUGAUAAAUUUGUGAAAAGACAGACAGAAGGGGUGUGUAGGACUCUGCACUUAGCCCAUAAACUUUAAUUUGAUCACUUGUAACCCAGAAGAAGUGCUGGUUGACAAAUGACCUCUUACAGGAAAACAAACAUUUCUAGUUGUUUUUAUUUACAUCGUCUAUCCCUUUGUACACUGACUAUGUUACUGUUUCCUCAGCAGUCUUUUCCACCGAAUAUACCCAAUACUAAGUUGGUUUGGCAUGUGAAAGACAAGCUGACACUUUAUUAUAACAAACUUGGCACAUGGAUUUUAUUUUUUUAUUUAUUUGGGUUUUUUUAUCCAGCGUCGCUUCUCUCGGAAUCUCUGGCCACAGGUACAAACAUUACAGAGCAUAAAUGCAAAAUUCUCUUUGCCUAACUGUAGGGGUAGCUUGGGAAAAUAAAUAAGCCUUGCAGUGUGCCCUGAUAAGGGAAUUCUGACCAAGAAGUUUCACAGUUCUGGGCAAGUUCCUGACAAUAUCCUGUGGCCAGUGCUCACUCACCCUCUCUCUCUUGGUGUCAGCACUUGAGCUGUUUCUACCUGCUGUGAUGGAGGGGAAAUGGAUUUCAGGGCCAAAUUAUCUUGGGGUUUUCUGACUCAAAACCAGUGCUAACUGCUAGUAGACAGGGAGCUAAAUGCAUUCAGAGAUUAUGAGCUUAAAAAAAAGCUGUAGACACUACUGUGCAAUUGUACUGUCAUGGUAGGAUGAUGCACACUUUAAAUAGAUAAGCAUAUUAGGAACUGACUGUGGAGAAUCCAAAUGACCAAACAUCAAAUGUAUUGUAGACUGACUUGUCAUUACUGAAUUUCCUGUAGUUACAAGACACCUGUGGUGGCAGAACUAGGUAUUUUGAGAAGGAAAAAAGGCUUUUGGGAGAAUUCUGGCCCAGCUGCAGGAGUGGCACUAGUAACUCAACUCUUAAAAGGCAGAGGGUGCUGGCUGCUUUUUGCUGAUACCUGUGAAGUACUUGGUGGCAUUGGAAGUACUAUUAGAUAAGCUGCUUUCUCUAGUUGUGGUGGGGGAAGAUGGAAAUUAUCUGGCCAGAUACUUAGGUAUGAAUAUAUGUAGACUUGAGACUUAAUGAAUAUAGCAAACCUAGGUGUGCUAUUUGUAUCAUGCAGAACAUACCCCAUACUAAAUUUCUUGAGUGUUUGGUAGAUGUUGGAAGCUUUAGGGGCUACUUGUGCCUAGUUUUGAGGUGCCUGUUUGAACUGCUUGGAAGCUUAUCAAAGAACACAGCUGCUUCCUGGGAAGCUUAUUGUUUAGUACAAAAUUUGCCCCUUAUGCAGCUUGUUCAUCCUCCUUUUCAUUACUGAAGACCUUUGCCAGCAAGAAUGUCUGUAAACCUCUAGUCUGCAGUCUGUUGGUGUAAUUUUUUUUGGUAAAUUUACAAAUGACUGCCAGAAGAAUUUGAAUUGACUCUUAGAAAGAAAAAGCAAAUCACAACAAACCCAAGUGGUGGAAAUAAAGCCCCCUUAGCCCAAGGUCAAGGUGUAAUGUGGGUUGAGGUGUAAGAACUGGAGAUAGAGGGGAAUGCAAGGUGUGGAACACAGCUACAGUGUCAAACUUGAAUUGUCUUCAGCUUUCCUGUAAGGUAGCAGCUGGUCUUUAAUGGGUUUAUUCAUGAAUCAUUUAACAGUGUUGGUGCUGGUAUUUUCUUUUAGCUUGCUUAGAAGCACCACGUUAUAAGCACCUUAAAAGCAUUUUGCACAAAAGCAGUUGUAAGCAGCUGAAGGUACUUAAGUUCCUCUCGUGGUGCAACACAAAGGUGGGAAGAGAAGUGCACAAACAAAAUGGAUAUUCUGAUUCAUAACAAAGAAUUCAAAAUAUCUUCUAGGAAGUUACCCCUGCUGGUUUUAUAUCGUGACUGGCCUUUCAUGCAAGUGGUACUUCUGGGCUAAAAGCAAGGAAAACACCUUCAUUGUAUCUGACAGUCCAGUGUACCCUGGUAUGCCAAUUUUCAUCCUUAAUUUGGAGGGAAAAGUCAACUUGCUGUAACUAGUUCACAUAUCAAUCUUUGAAACGUUUUGGUUAUGCAGGGAUACAAAAGAGUUCAUCUGUUGUUUACUCUUGGUAUUUAAUGCUCAUAUUUGUGAUACUUUUGGAAAUUCUUGCAUACUUCUCAUCCUUUUAUUUCAAACUUAGGUUUAGUGCAGUUAAGCAAUUAUGUAAAAGGCAUGUUGUGCUCAUGAGUAACCAGUUAAAUGUUUGGAAUGGAAGAGCACUUUCUCUGAACGUGCCUUUGGUUGGAGUCAGGAGUGUAAAAUGUUUCACUUCAGAUCAUCUCUGCAGGGUUCAAGGUUACAAACUUGUUACCAUCUUUCUGAUCAGCUUCUAAUCACAAAGAAAUGGGCAUGCAUACAUUGUAUUUAGAGGAAUUUCUAAUUAAUAUCUCAAAACAUGUAAUAUUUUGGGUAUAGCUGCUGUUACUGCCAGCAAAAUAGCUUCUGCUCUCCUCUUUGAUGGCAAUUAUAAGGAAGUGCUGGUCCUCAAGUCCAUGUAGAGCCCAAUGUUCACACUAAAAGGAGCAGAUUCUCACAGGUAUUGGUUGUAGCUUUCACUCAGUUCUUGGUAUCACAGCUUCUAUCUUCAGUUACCCUUCUGAUAAGAAGUGAAGAACUCUGGUGUAUUCCAUUAGGUGUCCAGAAGCUGCAGUGGCAUCCUGCUCAGCCAGAGGUGCCUGAAGAAGAGUCUCAUCAUGGGGGGGGGGGUUCAUUGGAGCCACUGUUCCCUGCCUUGUGUAGCCUCAAUGCCAUUGCCAGCAUGUUGGCUGGGUUUUUUUUCCCCUUAUACUUAAAACUAGUAAAGUCUCUUUGACCACUUGAAGAGCUUAAGGUGUAGGUUGUCUAAGCAGACCGAGGCCUCAGUUGUAUGGUUUAAAUGUUCUCCUUGCAUCCAAAACCUCACCCAAAUCCAUCAUUGUGAGCUUGAAUUCUGUCUUUAAUUUCCCAAAGCUAAUAUUCCUAUGUCCAACAGCUAAAAUUGCCUCCAGCAGACAUCAGCAAUUGGAUGUUACUUGCAUUAUACUCAUAAACUGGUCUUUUGCAGUGACAGGAUUGCUGCAUCCAGGGCUCUCUGCCCUCAAAUGUUACAAUUAAAAAGCUGAGGUAUCUUCUAAGAACUGAGUUACACAAUAGUAUAGUAAUUAUCUUGGUUUAUAUCAAUGAAAUUAGGCUAAAACAUUAAUGCAAACAUGGGUUUUAUGUACUUCUGUAGCACUUAAGUUUUUCAGUCUCAUCCAGAAUGAGAAGUUUGCAAAUACUUGUGGAAGGCGAGGAGCAGGUUUCCCUUAAAGUUUUCAGAAGGCUUCUGAAGCCAUGAUAAUAGUCUUUACAUAAUCCCAUGGAGCUCUAUGUGAUGAAAAAAAAGUUAAAAACUUUCUUUGAAAGCUUAUUCAGACACUUUCUUGGGUAUGUAUUGAUACCUGUUGGUAACACAUCUGUGCUGUCCUUCAUCCCCUGCUGUCCUCCUGCAUUAACACCCCCUUAGUUAAGGACAUUCUGGGUACUGUUUGUCUCUACUUCAGUGUACUUUUAAAUAUUUACUCCUCCAAAUGAUGCUGUCGUUGAUAAGCCUCCAUUUUCCUUUGGGAAUAGAAUAAUGAGUACAAAUUUUUACAAACCCUCACCCUUAGUGUAGAGCUAAAGCCGACUGGAGUGUUUUAAUAACUUACAGAAUUAGGAGUCACCCUCAGAAUAAUCAGUGACUGGUUUUAUUGAGAUUUUUUUCCUGUGUAAUGAAAGCAAACUUUCUUUGAAAGCUUUAGAAGGUCUUUGAUGAUGUGUCUCAAUAAUGAAGAUUUGGGCAAUAGCUUAUUACGAGUAGUGAGUUUGAAUAACACUGAAUCCUGGUUUGGGUUGUUUUUUUUAAAUGUGAGAACUGAUGAGAUGCUGGAGGUGGGUCUCCUUUGCAGGGCAGAGAGUUCCUGUCUUGUGUGGUUGGCAUCCAGCUUAGGAGCAGCAUUUGCUAAGGAAUUGCGUUGUCAUCAUAUCCCAAGCACUUUGGCAUCUUGCACUGAUUCUCUGAUUAGAGCUAAAACUCUUCUGGCACGUGACUGGUGAUCGAUCUCUCUAUGAAAGGGCAUUAAUUGAAAACAGUGUGCAAUGAAUUACAUGCUCUCUGAGGUACUUCAAAGAUGAAACUAUACAAAAAAGGUCCCCGUUAUCCGAUAUUGUAACUGUCAUUUCUCUAAGCAUAUUGUGGAUUUUGUAUCAUAUUGUAUUUAUUUCAUUUAAUUUUAAAAGAAAGAAAGAAAUGUUUUCUUUAAAGCUCUGUAUAUAUUGACAUUAAAGUUUGCAUUGUACUACGUUCUCUUCUCCUUGUAAGGCUGAAUCUGGUAGUGCAUUGUAUGGGAUGUUGUUUUUCUUUGCACUGUGCUGCUAAAAAAUACUAUUGCCUUGAAUUACGACAUGCCAAAGACAACCUCAGAAUUGUAUUUAUUUUUGUUAAACUUUGUGAAUAAUGAUAAAGGUACAGCUUUAAAUAGCUGGCAGUUCCUUGAGUUCUAGAAUAAAACGGUUGCAAAUUCAUAAUAUUUUAUAAUUGACAAAAAUCCAUCAUUUAUGAGUUAGAAGUUCAUCAACUCCUUUUUAUUAUUAUUUAUUUAAAUGACCUAAAAGCCAAUGAGCAAACGCUUCUAAAUUAAAUGUACUGUCAGUUGCAUUAUUUGGUAAACCUUGCCAAAACCCUCACAUACAUCAAGAGCUGUUUAUAAAUUUAUACUCCCAGCCAAGUGUUUCCUGCCACACUUUCAAUAAAACAUACGUCAAUCCUA